GACACACACCCCCCCAACCACCGACCGACCGACUGACCGAAGGGAAUGUGUCCGUCCUCGCUCCUCCUGCUCGGCCUGAGCCUCGGCCUGGUCACCGCCCUCCCCGCCCCGCAGCAGGGGCCGGACCCUGGGAAGCACUGGGUGGUGAUCGUGGCUGGUUCCAAUGGUUGGUACAACUACCGACACCAGGCUGACGCUUGCCAUGCGUACCAGAUCGUCCACAGCAAUGGGAUCCCGGACGAGCAGAUCGUGGUCAUGAUGUACGACGACUUGGCGAAGAAUGAAGAGAACCCGACGCCCGGGAUCGUGAUCAACCGGCCGAAUGGAACAGACGUGUACAAGGGAGUUCCUAAAGACUACACUGGGGAUGAUGUGACUCCAGAGAACUUCCUGGCUGUGCUGAAGGGCGAUUCGUCCAAAGCCAAAGGUGGCUCAGGAAAAGUGUUGAAGAGCGGCCCCAACGAUCACGUGUUUGUGUACUUCACCGACCACGGGGGACCUGGUAUUCUGGCUUUCCCCAACGAUGAGCUUCAUGUUGAAGAUCUUCAGGCAGCCAUUAAAUACAUGCAUGAAAAUAAGAAAUACAAAAAGUUGGUGUUUUACAUCGAGGCGUGUGAGUCUGGUUCAAUGAUGAAGUCUUUGCCCAAUAACAUUGACGUGUACGCCACCACAGCAUCCAACUCCCAUGAGUCCUCUUACGCCUGCUACUAUGACGAGAAGAGGGAGACGUACCUGGGCGACUGGUACAGUGUGAACUGGAUGGAGGACUCUGAUGUGGAGGACCUGGCCAAAGAAACUUUGACGAAGCAGUUCAAGAUUGUCCGGAGCCACACAAACACCAGCCACGUCCAGCAGUUUGGGAACAAGACGCUGGGCCACAUGAAGGUGAACGCAUUCCAGGGUGACCCCAAAGCCGGCGGCCCACCUGCUCCUUCAGUGACCCUGCAGCCCGUUAGGAAUCUGGAUCUGACCCCGAGCCCUGAUGUUCCCCUGGCCAUCCUCAAGAGGAAGCUGAUGGCCUCUAAUGACAUCACAUUUGCAAGGGGGAUGCUGAUGGAGAUCAGCGCACACCUCAAGGUCCGGGAGCUGCUCGCUGAGACGAUGCACCGAGUGGUUGAGAUGGUGACCGGCAGUAAGGUCGAGGCUGAGGAGGUCAUCAACGAGAGAGCCGACCUGUCCCAGCACCAGUGCUACAGGGCUGCGGUCCAACACUACAAACAGAACUGCUUCAACUGGCACAAAACCGAGUUUGAAUACGCUCUGAGGCAUCUGUACGCUCUGGUGAACCUGUGUGAGAGAGGAUACCCUGCAAACAGGAUCCAGCUGGCCAUGGACUCCGUGUGUCAUUUCAGCAAGUGAAAAUCUUUCUACAAUUCCAUCAAGUCUUGGAUCAGGCUGCUUGUUCCAUGUGGAAGAACCUGAGAAGAUGCUGUUUGUCUUUGCACUGUUUAGGAAUCAAUCUGACAUGGACUCGAUGCUACCGUUUUAUCAACACCCUUUUUUUUUUAACUGAGAAUUUGAAUGUGUUUUUAUGAUGAAUUGCACUACCCCCCCCCCUUGUCCUGGGUUUGUGGAUCAUGUUUUACUGCUUCUGAUUUAUUUUUAAUUUUGUAAAUUUGUUGUGCUUUCAGCUUGACGUGAAUGUUUGAUUGACAUGUUAAGGUCACACCACAAACUAUUGCAUGUUAGUUGAACCUCAAGAGACUUUGUUGUAUCUUGAAAUAAAAUCUGACAAACUAAGACUAA
Pleuronectes platessa (European plaice) is the source of this 1746-nucleotide messenger RNA. It is a transcript of the gene lgmn, whose product is annotated as legumain. The record is from RefSeq and is a predicted model, not a curated record. Gene Ontology annotation, biological process: vacuolar protein processing. The coding region runs from base 46 to 1359 and encodes 437 amino acids. Lineage: Eukaryota; Metazoa; Chordata; Actinopteri; Pleuronectiformes; Pleuronectidae. Gene Ontology annotation, molecular function: cysteine-type endopeptidase activity. The transcript is spliced from 13 exons.